Messenger RNA from Loxodonta africana (African savanna elephant), 3715 nucleotides. RefSeq names its product SREK1 interacting protein 1 (gene SREK1IP1). NCBI's taxonomy places the organism in Eukaryota, Metazoa, Chordata, Mammalia, Proboscidea, Elephantidae. The record is from RefSeq and is a predicted model, not a curated record. The transcript has 6 exons. Gene Ontology annotation, molecular function: zinc ion binding; nucleic acid binding. The coding region runs from base 360 to 827 and encodes 155 amino acids.
UUUCCCCAAACUAACGCCUCACGGACGCCGCCAUGUUGCUCCCGGACUCCAGCACCGCCAACGCUGAGAAGGGGUUUCCAAUGUCUUCCAGGAGAAUGCAGGUCAUACCCAUCCCCCGAAGCUGGCAGUAAUGGUUCGGUCCAUGUGUGUUCAGCCAUAUGACUCGCAAGGAAACUGCAUGGACGGCUGCUUGGUUCCGCUAUAUCCAGAGGUUUAUAGGGCCUUCCGAGGCUAAGUAGUGGAGGUUUCGCGGCGCCGGUGGAAGAGGCCGCUUUGGCUGUGCGUUGUCCUCGCGGCCGGUGGGAAGCGAGCGCGCCCUUAGAAAGGCAAGGGCUCCAGCGACCUCUCUUGCCAGCGCCAUGGCAGUCCCAGGUUGCAACAAGGACAAUGUCAGAGCAGGCUGUAAAAAAUGUGGCUACCCUGGUCAUCUGACUUUUGAGUGCCGCAAUUUUCUCCGAGUAGACCCCAAAAGGGACAUAGUUUUGGAUGUCAGCAGCACAAGCAGUGAAGAUAGUGAUGAAGAGAAUGAAGAACUGAAUAAAUUACAGGCAUUACAAGAAAAAAGAAUAAAGGAAGAAGAGGAGAAGAAGAAAGCAAAAAGCAAAGAAAAAAUCAAAUUGAAAAAAAAAAGGAAAAGGUCUUAUUCAUCCACUUCCACUGAAGAGGACACUUCAAAAGAAAAGAAACAAAAAUAUCAGAAGAAAGAAAAGAAAAAAGAAAAAAAGAGCAAGUCAAAAAAGGGAAAACAUCACAGAAAGGAUAAAAAGAAGAGAAAAAAGGAAAAGCAGUCUUCUUCUGCUAACAGUCCUGAAAUCUCCAAGAAGUAACUGAGACUUUGGCCUAAGCCAUUAAAUUUUAAAAUUUGUUUUUAAAAAGUAUUUGAUCUUGGGAUUUGCUAUAUAAGAAUUCUUUGCAAUAAAUCACAGCCCUUUCCAUAUAGACAUUUUUUUUUUUUAUAUAGAACCAUUAUUCCUCUAGCAAAAUAUUUUUUAAUGUGCACUGACUAUAAAGUUUUGAAUCAGUCUUGCUGCUUGAUAGUCAUGCCACAAGUAUGGAUAUUGGUACAUAGAAAACACAUCAUUUUUGGUAUUUGUGUGUGCUUGGCUAGUGUUAUUAUAUCACGAGUUGAUUGCAAAAUGGCUUUGUUUACCACAGUCAACACAAGUAAUCUACCUAGCCAAUAAUGAGUGUUGCUGAAUCACGUGUCCACGUUUCAGUGACAUUGAAAUUUUUAAUAGCUUUAUGUAUACUAUGAUAUAAUGUAUAAAAAUAGUGAAAUUUUUCACUGUUGCUUUUAAAUCUGUAGGCUCUUUUGAAUGCCAUAGGACAUGAAACUGCUUUCUUGGUCUUGACUAGGACUUUUUAAAUGAAUGGUGUCUGCAGAAAGAUGAUAAAUGAAAAUGUUUAUAAGGGAGUUUCACUCUUUUAUGAAAUGCAGAGUUUCUAGUACUUGCCUGCUUUGUUUUUGUAACAAUUGAAAAUAUCUCUUUCCUGUUUAAAAAGGCAAGCCUACUUUGGCCUAUUAGUCAGUCUCAUAGAGAUGAUACUGUGUUGGCCAGGAUUUUUAGGAUAGACUGCUGGGUUGUUUUCCAAAUAUGUCACAUUGGCAUGUGUUAAAGUGAUACCUCAAACACAGAAAUUUUUAUUUAGAAGGACAGCAAAAUCUUCGUUAGAACUGAUUUUUAUUAUAUUCAGUAUGUGAAUUUUAUGACGCUUAUUUCUAUGGGCAAUAUGGAAAAUUUUUAUAAGUGUCAACAUAUAUAUUUAUUUUGUCUGAAUAAUUUGUAUAUAGUUUUGAAGCAGGUUUCACACUGGCUUUAUGGUUUCAUAAAUAGUUUGAGGUGCGUAUUGGGCUUUUACUUCAGACACAAAUCUCAGGAGCAGUUACAAAAAUUUAGAAUUAAGAGUUUUAUUCUGUGCUUUUUAAAAUUUUAAGAGCCAGGGAGUUGCAUUAUGAAAGCUUUCAUAUAAUAACGGAAAUUUUAUAUGGUACGCAUUUUCAAACACAUACUAGUUGAUUUAAAUGUUUUAGUUUUUUGUUUUCACAAUAGUUUGCUUUGCUUUGCUCAAUGCUUAGUUAUCUCUUAUACUCAAUAAGCAAAAUGCUUACUAAUAUCGUAGCAGCAUUGAAUGUCAGCCCAAUAUCAUGGCAUAGCACCAAAGAUUGCAAGAACCUCAGGGUGGUGCAGUUAUAACUUUUCAAAUUGGUAACCCACAAACAUGGCUACAGGUGAAUUUAUAUGGUGAAAUCGGGUAAGUGCGUUUACUUCACAGGCUGGAAAGGUUUACUGAUUCUUCAGCCACCCUCCUCCCCGAUUAACAUGCCCUCAGUAAGACUCAGGGAGCCCUGUUAACUCCUCUUAUUAUAUGCUCGCCUGGAGCCCAUGCUCAAAUUCUGUUAAAGCUGUAGCCACUUCCCUGUUGUAGCAUUAUAGCCAUGGAAGCUCUCACAGUCUGGCUUUUCCAUACCCAGUUUCAUAAUAUUGCCCUCUAAAAAAGAAAAAAAAAUUUUUUUAAUAGUCGAGUCUGUUGUUUAGAGAGAAACACAGAGAUUUUUAAGGGUUUGUUUUGCCUUCGUUAUUAUUUUUUGAAAAUACAGUAAACCUUCUUUGGCUAUCAAGAUGAAAAAUAUAAGUAAAAGGGAGGAAAAACCUUUUUAGAAAAAGAUUUGAAGGUUGAUACGUGCCAAAGGAUGACCUCAUCCCAUUGAGUGUGUAACAUGGUUUAAAAUGAUUGUAAUUGUAGUGAAAUAGAGUUAAUCCAGUUAUUUAUAACUUUUAGUCCUGUUAAUUGUAGGGAUCAUAAGUUCACUCAUUAGAUUUGUUUUCUGAAUGGUGACACGAUUAAUGAUUUAGAAGAAUUAGGUAAAAUUCAACCCUCAUUAACUAAUAUCAUAUGCAAAUUAAAGAUUUUAAUACUCAGUAAGUUUUUCCCUGGAAACAAUCAUGAAAAUAUUCUUAAUUCCCCAUAAUCUUAGCAUAGUUUAUGAAAUAUCUCAACUGAAUAAAAAUCAUUUAUUUUUUACUAAAAUAAUUUUCUUGGAUGUGAUCAUGUUAUUGGGAUUGGAUGCAAAUCUCACUCAUACAGUUAAGAAGAAAAUUAGUGAAAUUUCCUCUCAAGCAGUAUGUAGCAGAAAGAAAAUUGAAUUUAAUGGUAAAAUUCUGAUAGAUCUGGCUCUUCUAACUACCUACGUGACCUUCAACAACAUCAGUUAGUUUCUCUGGACUUUGGUAUCUUUCAUCUAUAAAAUGUACCAAAUGAUCUCUGAGUUCCCUUCCAGCCCGUAAUGGAUAUGAUUAUUAAUACUUUAGGAAAAUUCAAGUAACAUUAUUCAUCUUAGAAAUUAUGUAGAUAAGCAGGUAGCAUUAUGUUGAAUUUAUGAAUGUGAUUGUUAAAUGUCGCAGUUACUCACUCUUUAAACAUAAUUUUUGCUUCACAUUCUUACCACCCCAGUGUGUAUCAUUUUCAGCAGAUGAAGAUCAAAUUUAUAUUUAGAUUUGUGUCUACGUUCUCAUGACCUGAAAACUUCGAGGUUAUUGCUUUUGGGCUGAUGGACUGCUCAAGAUUUAAUGUAUGUUCUCUUCACCAGAUGCAGACAGAAUUAACAUCUAGAUUUGCAUUUGUAACCAAACUAUUUGAACACUUCGAGCGCAUUGCUUUGGGCUGAUGGACCAACUCUCCCCUUAUAUCCCCCUUUCUUUUCUUCAUAUUAUCU